Molecule: messenger RNA, 1602 nt
Organism: Rangifer tarandus platyrhynchus (Svalbard reindeer)
Lineage: Eukaryota; Metazoa; Chordata; Mammalia; Artiodactyla; Cervidae
Source: the annotation of a GenBank genome assembly
AUGGAGCCAGUUGCGUCUCUGUAUUUUUCCCUGCCAGGCUUCCUUCUCUUCUUCCACUUCCUCAGCUCGUUUGCACCGGUCUCAGUCCAGUUUACUGUCCUGGGACCAGCUGAUCCAAUCCUGGCCAUGGUGGGAGAAGAUGCCACGUUACGCUGCCGCCUGUCACCUGAGAAAAACGCCGAGGACAUGGAGGUGCGGUGGUUCCGGACACAGUUUUCCCCUGCGGUGUUCGUGUACAAGGGCAGGCGGGAGAGAACAGAGGAGCAGAUGGAGGAAUACCGGGGAAGGACAACUUUUGUGAGCGAAGAUAUCAGCAAGGGGAGUGUGGGGCUGAUCAUACACAACGUCACCGCCCACGAAAACGGCAUCUACCGCUGUUAUUUUCAAGAAGGCAGAUCUUACGAUGAGGCCAUCGUGCUCCUGACAGUGGCAGGUCUGGGCUCAAAACCUGUUGUUGAAAUGAAGGGCCACGAGGAUGGAGGCAUCCGGCUGGAAUGUACAUCAGCAGGGUGGUACCCAAAGCCCCAUGCUGUGUGGAGGGACCCUCAUGGUGAGACCAUGCCCCCCCUGGAAGAGGCCUACACUGUGAGUGCAGAUGGGCUCUUCCUGGUCACCGUGGCUGUGAUCAUCAGGGACCAUUCGGUGAGGAACUUGUCCUGCUCUGUCAGCAACACCCUGCUCAACCAGGAGAAGGAAACUGUGAUUUUCAUUCCAGAAUCCUUUAUUCCCAGAACAUCUCCCUGGAUGGUGGCCCUGGCUGUCAUCCUGCCCUCUCUGCUUCUCCUCAUUGCUGGGAGCAUCUAUCUCAUCAAGAAGCUCCAGCUGGAAAAAAAGAUUCUGUCCAUGCAAAAAGAGGCUGAAAAUGAAGAGAAAGAAAUUGCACAUAAGGAACUGGAGAAACAACGUGAGGAAAAAGAGAAAGAACUCCAAACAAAAGAGCAACUUCAAGAAGAAUUGCGAUGGAGAAGAAGCCUCUUACAUGCGGCUGAUGUGGUCCUGGACCCAGACACCUCUCAUCCCGAGCUCUUCCUGUCAGAGGACCGGAGAAGUGUGAGAAGGGGCCCUUCCAGGCAGAGCGUGCCUGACAACCCGGAGAGAUUCGAUUGCCGGCCUUGUGUCCUGGGCCUGGAGAGCUACUCCUCAGGGAGACAUUACUGGGAGGUAGAAGUCAAAAACGUGAUGGUGUGGGCUGUGGGGGUUUGUAGAGACAAUGUUGAGCGGAAAGGGGAGGCCCUCCUGGUUCCUCAGAACGGCUUCUGGACCCUGGAGAUGUUUGAGAACCAGUACCGCGCCCUCUCCUCCCCAGAGAAGAUUCUCCCCCUGAAGGAGCGCCUUCACCGGGUGGGCGUCUUCCUGGACUACGAAGCUGGAGAUGUGUCCUUCUAUAACAUGAUGGACAGGUCACACAUCUACACAUGUCCACGUUCACCCUUCUCUGGGCCCCUGAGGCCCUUCUUCAGACUGGGUUCUGAUGACAGCGCCCUCUGUAUCUGUCCAUCGUUUAGAGGGGCCCAAGGGGUCACAGUGCCUGAGGGGGGCCUGGUCCUUCACAGGGCAGAGACCCACCACAACCGCCAAUUCCCUGGUCUCACAGCCAGGUAG